Molecule: messenger RNA, 1593 nt
Organism: Nannizzia gypsea CBS 118893
Lineage: Eukaryota; Fungi; Ascomycota; Eurotiomycetes; Onygenales; Arthrodermataceae
Exons: 3
Coding region: 1-1593 (530 amino acids)
Biological process (GO): transmembrane transport
Cellular component (GO): membrane
Molecular function (GO): transmembrane transporter activity
Source: RefSeq, a predicted model, not a curated record
AUGGACCACGAGAGCAUCGGCCCCAAGGCGGAGAGGUAUCCCUCUCCUCCAACCUCUGGAGAUGAAAAGGGAUCGAUUGAUAGCGAUGCGGCCAAGCUGGCGGCCAUGGGGUACACCCAGGACAUGACCCGCAAGUUCUCGGUGCUAUCACUGCUCGCUGUUGGUUUCUCCCUUACCAAUUCGUGGUUUGGUAUCUCCGCCUCCCUGGUUACGGGUAUCAACUCAGGCGGCGCGGUGUUGACCAUCUAUGGUAUACCAUGGAUCGCAUUCAUCUCGACCUGUGUUGGCAUCACCCUGUCCGAACUCGCGAGCGCCAUGCCCAAUGCUGGAGGACAGUACUUCUGGGCAAAUGAACUGGCUCCCAAAAAGUAUGCCAACUUCGCCUCUUACCUAACCGGCUGGUUUGCUUGGGCUGGGAGCAUCUUCACAUCUGCCAGUGUUGCCCUGGGACUCGGUGCGGCCGCGGUUGGAAUGUGGCAGAUGGGCCAUCCUGACUUCGUCCCCAAGCCAUGGCAUACCGUCGUUGCUUACCAGGUGAUAAACGGGUUCGCAUUUCUGUUCAACUGCGUGGGAAGGCUUCUCCCCAAGAUCGCAACCGUUACACUCUACACCUCCCUAAUCUCCUUUAUCACGAUCCUCAUCACUGUCCCGGCAAAGGCACCCACCCACCAGUCAGCCAAGUUUGUCUUUGCAACAUUCAUCAAUUCCACAGGUUGGAAGCAGGAUGGAAUCGCUUACCUGGUUGGUUUGAUCAAUACCAACUGGGUUUUUGCCUGUCUCGACGCAGCAACGCAUAUGGCCGAGGAGGUCGCAGCACCCGAACGAUCUAUCCCCAUUGCCAUAAUGGGCACAGUCGCCAUUGGCUUCGUCACUGCUUGGUUCUAUGUGAUCUCCAUGUUCUUUAGCUUGAACGACUUCAACACCAUAGUCAACUCACCGACCGGUGUCCCCAUCCUCGAACUGUACUUCCAGGCCCUCGGCAGCAAAUCUGGCGCUAUUGUCCUUGAAUCUCUCGUCCUGGCCACUGGAAUUGGUUGUCAGAUCGCUUCUCAUACAUGGCAGUCUCGCCUAUGUUGGUCCUUUGCCCGCGAUCGCGGUCUCCCUUUCCACACCACCUUGGGUCUGAACAAGAUCAACCGCAAACUCGAUGUGCCCCUGGCGGCUCAUGCGUUCAGUUGCACUAUUGUCGGUCUUUUGGGGCUCUUAUUCCUUGGUUCCUCAACAGCGUUCAACAGCAUGGUCACUGCUUGCAUCGUGCUGUUGUACGUGUCCUACGUCAUUCCGGUUGUCUGCCUCCUUAUUAAGGGACGAAACAACAUCCAGCACGGACCGUUCUGGCUGGGCAAGGUCGGUCUUGCGGCCAAUAUAAUCCUGCUCUGUUGGACACUAUUUACGAUUAUUAUGUAUUCGUUCCCUUCAGUCUAUCCCGUCACUGCCGGAACUAUGAACUAUGUCUCUCUCGUCUACUUUGUCGUUGUUGUCAUCAUCAUCGCCGAUUGGUUCCUUCGAGGUAAACGAGAGUACCGUGGACAAACCGCCCGCCACGAAGACGCAGAAGUCCUCCAUCGACGAGGCAGUGUUGUACAAAAUUAG